AUGGUGGAGCUGAUAAAUGCCACCGGUGAGGAUUUGGCCCCCACAACCUCCUAUGUCUUCGGUGUACCAGAUGAUCCCCACUGUGAUGCUGUAGAAUGGGUUCAGCCAGAUGAUGAGAUGAAGAUGAAGAACAGUGAUCAAGCAUUGGUUAAGCCAAUCCCUCAUCUGUAUCAAUCAUUUCCAGUCCGUGAGUACGUCGAUCAUGACGACCUUGUGGAAGGGAUCUCUGGCCUUUUUGAAGAGAUCGAUGAAGUCAACGACAUGAUAGGACUGAGUACCAAUGUGGUGUCUCACAAGUUACCGAUUAAUUCGGAGUUUAGUCCAGUGAAACAGAAAGCUCGGAAGUUCAAGCCUAAGUUAAGUUUAAAGAUUCAAGAUGAGAUCACCAAACAAAUCGAGUCACUAUUAGUGAAAAUGACGCAAUACCCGACUUGGUUGUCAAUCGUCGUUUCGGUCGCCAAAAAAUAUGGGAAGAUCAGAAUUUUCGUCGAUUACAGGGAUUUCAACAAAGUCAGGCCAGAGGAUAAUUUUCCAUUGCCAAACAUUCACAUUCUGAUCGAUAAUUAUUCUAAGCAUGAAAUGCAGUCAUUUGUGGAUUGUUACAUAGGCUAUCAUCAAAUCCUCAUGGACGAAGAAGAUGCAAAAAAGACAACUUUUAUAACUCCUUGGGGUGUAUAUCAUUACAAGGUAAUUCCAUUUGGUCUCAAAAAUGUUGGUGCUACUUAUAUGAGAGAUAUGACGACCAUAUUUCAUGAUAUGAUUCAUAAGGAGAUCGAGGUGUAUGUAGAUGGCAUCAUAAUUAAGUCUCGUGAGAGUUCAGACCAUUUGACUCAUUUUAGAAAGUUCUUUGAUCAUCUACGUCGUUACAACUUGAAGCUAAAUCCUGCCAAACGUGUUUUUGGAGUGCCGAACGGCAAGUUGUAUGGACUUAUAGUCAGCAGGAGGGGUAUUGAGCUCGAUCCUUUCAAGAUCAAAGUGUCAGAAUGCUUUCGAUGCUAUCAAGAACUAUCUGUUCAAUCCACCGGUGUUGGUUCCUCCGUGAGAAGGGAGUCGUUGUUGCAAUAUUUGUCUGUUUUAGAUAACGCAGAUGGAUGCGUACUUGAUCAACAUGACGAGACAUGGAAGAAGGAGCGAGAUGGACCCAUUGAAGUAUAUUUUUUCCAGAAGGCGAUCCCGACCAGAAAGUUGGCUAAAUGGAAAAUGCUUUUGAGUGAAUUUGAUAUUGUGUAUGUGACUCAGAAGGCGAUAAAAGCACAAGCCUUGGCUGAUCAUCUUGCGGAAAAUCUUGUCGAUGAAGAGUAUGAACCGCUAAAGACUUAUUUUCCCGAUGAAAAAGUACAAGGAGAAUGGGUUGUGGAAAAACCAAAAAUUAUGCCAUACGUGCAGUACAUACGGAAGUUGUGCAAAAGAUUCCCUAAGAUUGAGUUCAGACAUACUCCCAUAAUACAUAAUGAGUUGGAUGAUGAUCCUGCCACCAUCGCCACAAUGAUUAAACAUCCAGAUGCUGAUUAUAUUGAUCCUAUGGAUAUAAAGAUAAAGGAGAAAGCAGUAUAUUGUUCCUAUGUUGAAGAAGAACCCAACGGUUUGCCAUGGUAUCUUGAUAUUAAAAAAUAUUUAGAGUCCGAAACUUAUCCUGAGAAUGCGACGUCUAACAAGAAGAAAUCAAUAAUCCGUUUGGCCCUCAAUUUCUUUCUGAGUGGAGAAGUCAUUUAUAGGAGGACUCCAGAUUUAAGUCUCCUCAGAUGUAUCGAUGUUGUUGAAGUUGCGAAGCUUAUUGAACAAAUACAUGCUAGAGUUUAUGGUAAGCAUAUGAAUGGGCUCACUUUGGCGAGAAAGAUCCUUCAAGCCGGCUAUUUUUUGGAUGACUAUGAAGCAUGA
This is a messenger RNA of Solanum pennellii, 1878 nucleotides long. RefSeq lists its product as uncharacterized. The record is from RefSeq and is a predicted model, not a curated record. The coding region runs from base 1 to 1878 and encodes 625 amino acids. The transcript has 6 exons. NCBI's taxonomy places the organism in Eukaryota, Viridiplantae, Streptophyta, Magnoliopsida, Solanales, Solanaceae.